AUGUGUAAUUUCAAUGCAGAAUUCGUCAUCGUUUCAGAGAAUCGCAUCAAUUCGUUUAUUCUGUCGAUGAUAUCUCAUGAGUCUGCAUCCACAUCACAACGACUUCCAAUCGGUGUCUCUAUGGUCGAGCAAGAGUUGACCGCAGUUCUGUCGCUUCUCACUCGCAUCAUCUCACAUAAUCGAACCACAUUCGGAACGCUCUAUGGUGAGCUCAUCAAAGAAGCGAUGUCCAAUUGA
Messenger RNA from Anisakis simplex (herring worm), 237 nucleotides. NCBI's taxonomy places the organism in Eukaryota, Metazoa, Nematoda, Chromadorea, Rhabditida, Anisakidae. The record is from the annotation of a GenBank genome assembly.